This is a messenger RNA of Acaulospora morrowiae, 2370 nucleotides long. The record is from the annotation of a GenBank genome assembly. Lineage: Eukaryota; Fungi; Glomeromycota; Glomeromycetes; Diversisporales; Acaulosporaceae.
AUGAGUUUAUCAAAUUCAGUGCUGGAAGGAAAUUCCCAAAAUGUUUUUGAUCAGAAGGGAAUAAUUGUGGGCGGAAGUGAAAAUGGAAAUAGAACGGAUGAAGGAAUUGAUGAUUGCAAUGUCAUAGAGGUUCUGGAGAUUUCUGAUGAUAAAAACGUUGGCAUAAAUACUUCAAAUACAAAGCGUCAAAAACGAAUAUUGAGAUCUCGAGAGAUAGACAAGACAUUUCGGAUAAUGGCUUUUCGAAAGUCAGAGAGACAAGUGAUAGGUCGGUAUCGUAGACAAUCAGUAACACGAGUGUUUUGGACCAUGAUGUUCAUGAUAGCGUUCUUGUCGUUGAUGGGUGCCGGAGUUGGCGGAAACUUGGUUAACUCUUUAAAUCGUAGACCGUUUCAACACUUGGUCAAGAUGGCCCGAGUUUGUCAUGUUGAUCGCAACCAUUGGAAUUAUGAUACCAUUCUGCAGAUAACAGAGGUUACCAGAUGGUGUUUUUAUUGGAUAGCCAUCGCCACCGUAAUCCUUCUGAUAAUAAAUCAUGGAUCGUUGGUGAACGAAACUUCCGAUGGAUUCGCGUCAACCAAAGAAACCAAAAUAAUUCUCCUAAUACUUGUGAUUCUCGAAUCCUUAACUCUUACUAUUUGGGUAAUUGUUCGCUACGCAUAUCCUCGAAUAGUAAAAAACGCCUACUGGUUGGACACCAUUAGGUGGUGGAGAAUUAAGGAAGCAAGUACUGAAAACCUUGAAGGGGAUGCAGUAGGGUGUUUUCGUUACUUCGCUUGGGAGAGUUAUAGUUUUUGGUUUCGGCAUGGAUAUGUGACAUACGUGGGGGAAGUUGAUGGGGACGGUCGGCCGCAUGGUCGAGGCGAAUGGGUCGAUGAUUCCUUUGAUGGAGAAUGUCUUAAAGGCAUCUGGGAGCACGGUAUACCUAUCGGCCCAUUCCAAUCGAGGGGCUCAGGCACCGGAGACGCGUUUCAUGCCGUACGCGUAGGUUUCGUAAAAAACCGUUGUACGCCUUGGUACGAGAAAAGAUUUUACCCGAGGCCCUUUGAAAGCGGUUUAGAUGUUGGUGUGGCAGCCGUCGAAUGCUCUGUCUCUGGAAAGUAUUUAAAAUAUCUUCCACGCGCAAGCUUGAUCGUUCCACCGAAAUCUCGUUAUGGUCUUCAGAACAAUUUCAAUCAAAACACUUCAGAUACAUCACCAGAUAUUUUAUCAUGCAAUUCAUCUCCGAAUAAUUUACAAAUUGAACAUUGUCUUGAAAAUUUGACCACAUUCGUAGCUGCAAUGGGAUCAGAUUCUGGAGCAAAAGAACAAUCGUCAAUCAUUAUAAGGCUUGAGGAUGAGGUGGUUAAUAUUACAGGGUAUUAUCCGAUCGAUAAUUAUGCAUUGAAUGAUCAAGUAAUUGUGAAAAGGGUGCCGAGGAGAGAAGAGUCGAAUAUGGACUCGCAAAGGAACCACUAUACAUUAGAAGUUGAAGGAUGGAAACAGUCUGAUGAUUCUUCUGUUACUAAUAAGGAAUGCAUAAUUUUUAUACAUGGGUUCAACUGCUCAACAAAAUUUGCGAUGGAAACAUUAGGUCAGUUUUUGGUUCUUGCUGAUUUACCGAAUUACAUAAAACCAUUUGUAUUCUCGCCGCCUGGAAUAAAUGCAUUUUGGUAUUUUAGCGCACAAACUCGAAGUUGUUCUGAGGAAUCCAUUAACGAAUUUCGAACCUUUCUGCAACAACUUCAAGAUUUAGGAUUUCAUGCGGUACACAUAAUAGGCCAUUCACUGGGAUGCAUGGUUGUGCUCAACUAUGUUAAAGCAUUCGAAGGGAUAUUUACCGUACACGACAGUUCACGACAUAAUACCAAACUAGAAACUUCAUACGAAUUCGACCGAUCCGACCCCAUGAGUUCUCACGAAAACAUACAUCACAUUCCAGUUAACACUCCAACAAUGAAACUCUCAUCUGUAAUCUUACUCAACCCCGCUGCGCCUCUUGAUUUCUUCGUGGACCAUGGCUACUCGCAGCUCUACAAGUAUUGUGAUCACAUUACCAUCUAUACAAAUUCUCGAGAUUUUGCAUUGAAAAUGGGUGAAAUUCUGAGCAAAAAAAGAUCUUUAGGUAGACAAGUUGAUGAUAUUUAUAGCAAUGGAAAACUUAUAGAUAUCGAUCUGAUUGACACCACUCAAUUGGAUGUAAACAUUCAUAAGAUUAGACACAAUUUUUUUAAUUUGAACAGGUUACUGGUAGAUGAUUUGUGGGAUAUCAUAGUAAUGAGAAAAAGAGCAAGUGAGAGGAAGUCAAAAUUGAAUAGAAAGGAAAGACAUGGACGAGGGGGAAUAGUGUACACAUUCUUAGUGGCACCAAGUUAUGUUGUUAACAAGUGA